Molecule: messenger RNA, 1899 nt
Organism: Saimiri boliviensis boliviensis (Bolivian squirrel monkey)
Lineage: Eukaryota; Metazoa; Chordata; Mammalia; Primates; Cebidae
Product: putative ATP-dependent RNA helicase DDX53
Molecular function (GO): ATP binding; RNA helicase activity; RNA binding
Source: RefSeq, a predicted model, not a curated record
AUGUCCCACCGGGCCCCAGGGUGCAAGAGGGCGGAGUCUAAUUCAAGAGAUCUUGGGGCCUGCUGGGAUGGCGGCAGAGGCGGCAGAGGCAGGGGCUGGAGCGGCCCCUCAGGCCCUCGGGGACCUAGAGCAGCUGGCUCCGGUGAACCACCACUGAGCUUUAAGAUAAAGAACGAUAUGGUUGGUGCGGUAAUUGGUCGCUGCGGAUACAAAAUAAAAUCCCUAGAACAGUCAACAAACACCUCAAUACACAUCGUAAAGGGGGCAUCUGAAGCAGAAGUAAACAUUUUUGGUAACAGGGAAAUGAAAGCAAACGCCAAAGCAGCCAUAGAGACUCUUAUUAGAAAACAAGAAAGCUACACCUCAGAAUCCAGCGUUACUAAUGCUGCAUUCCAACCCCCUAUUGGAAGAAAUGGACGCAGAAAUGACAGUGUUAGAGAAGCGCGGCCAUCGUUAGAUUGGGAUCGAAUUAGGGCAGUCCGCCUGGAGAGGGAAAGGAGCAAAUGGGCAGAUCUACCACCAAUUAAGAAAAACUUUUACAUAGAAUCCAAGGCAACAAGCUCCAUGUCUGAAAUGCAGGUGAUUAAAUGGAGAAAGGAAAAUUGCGAUGUAACGUGUGAUGACUUGAAAAACGGUGAAAAGCGUGUCAUCCCCAAACCCGCUUGUACGUUUGAAGACGCUUUUCGGCAACACCCUGAUCUUUUGAAAAGCAUACGAAGGGCAGGAUUUACAAAGCCAACACCAGUUCAAUCCCAAGCAUGGCCAAUUAUUCUACAAGGAAUAGAUCUUAUAGGAAUUGCGCAAACUGGAACGGGGAAAACGUUGUCCUAUUUAAUGCCUGGGUUUAUUCAUCUUGAUUCUCAACCAAUAGCUAGAGAGCAAAGGAAUGGUCCUGGGAUGCUGGUUCUUACACCCACUAGAGAGUUGGCUCUUCGGGUGAAAGCUGAAUGUUCAAAGUACUCAUAUGAAGGUCUUAAAAGCAUCUGCAUAUAUGGUGGUCGAAACAGACAAGAGCAAAUAGAAGACAUUAGGAAAGGUGUGGAUAUCAUUGUGGCCACUCCUGGGAGGCUGAAUUACCUACAGAUGAAUAACUCUGUCAGCCUAAGAAGCGUAACCUACUUAGUUAUGGAUGAGGCAGAUAAAAUGCUGGAUAUGGGAUUUGAACCCCAGAUAAUGAAGAUUUUAUUGGAUGUGCGCCCAGACCGGCAGACUGUCAUGACAAGUGCAGCUUGGCCAGAUACCGUUCAUCGACUGGCACGUUCUUAUUUGAAAGAUCCUAUGAUGGUUUAUCUUGGUACUCUGAAUCUCACUACCGCAAAUGCAGUGAAGCAAAAUAUAAUCGUUACCACAGAAAAAGGAAAACGAGCUUUCGUCCAAGAAUUCAUAGAGAACCUGAUGCCAAACGACAAAGUCAUCAUGUUUGUCAGCCGAAAAUGUAUUGCUGAUGACUUAUCGAGCGACUUCAAUAUCCUAGGCGUAUCUGCAGAAGCACUGCAUGGCAACAGAGAUCAGAGUGACCGAGAACGAGCAUUUGAGGACUUUGAAAGUGGAAACAUAAAGCUACUGCUUGCAACCGAUUUAACUGAUUUAACAGCCAGAGGCCUUGAUGUUAAUGAUGUCACACAUGUCUAUAAUUACGAUUUCCCACUGAAUGUAGAAGAAUACAUCCACAGAGUAGGGCGCACUGGACAGGCAGGAAGGACGGGCACAUCAGUUUCUCUCAUCACUCAGAGAGAUUCGAAAAUGGCUAGUGAAUUGAUUAAAAUUCUGGAAAGGGAAAAUCAGAGUGUUCCAGAAGAUCUGGUACUAAUGGCUGAGGAAUACAAGUUAAAUCAACAAAAGAGAGACACAGAGAAACAACCAAGAAAACCUGGACAAAGACGCAAGGAGUUUUAUUGA